AUGGUUCCGAACAAAAAUAUUUGCAUCCCACCGAAGACUGGGGAAGGUAGAGAGCAAAAUGUAGCUGCAAUCUUGGAGAAUAGACCUAGCAGUAUUAGCAAGAAUGCGGCAAACCACCCAGCUCUUCGCGAUGCACAUCCGGUAAGCAAAAUGACUCCGUUAUUAGCAGCUUGGGACACCAUAGGCAUUCCACCACCUACAGCUCCAAGCAAACUCCCUAAUGCAUCACACAUUAUUCCUCCUUGGACACGAGACUGA
Molecule: messenger RNA, 258 nt
Organism: Ogataea philodendri
Lineage: Eukaryota; Fungi; Ascomycota; Pichiomycetes; Pichiales; Pichiaceae
Exons: 1
Coding region: 1-258 (85 amino acids)
Source: RefSeq, a predicted model, not a curated record